CUCCUUUCCCUGGUUGGAUAAACCUAUGAAAAACAGCUACAGAGAAAUAUCCCGCUACGCCCCCCGUCCGCUUCGCCCCACCCCGCGCGCCGCCCAUGGCCACGCCGCUCGUCCUCGCGGCACGGCCGGCUCGCGCCACCACCACCACCACCGCCUAUGCCUCCCAGAACCUCAUCGCCGCCACCUCCAAGGAGCCCCCACCUAGGCUGCGGCCGAAGCGCCGCGGGCUCCCCGGUCCCAGCUCCAAGUCGCUCGUCCUCUCCCUCGCCGGCGAAGGCCGCAUGGACGAGGCCGUCGAGGCCUUCGCGGCCGUCAGGGGCCCAGAUGCGUUCCUCCACAACGUCAUGAUCCGCGGCUUCGCUGACGCGGGCCUCCCCGCCGACGCUCUCGCGGGGUACCGUGCCAUGCUCGAGGCCGGCGCUCGUCCCGACCGCUUCACCUUCCCCGUCGUCGUCAAGUGCUGCGCGCGUCUGGGCAGCCUCGAUGAGGGCCGCGCGGCGCACACCAUGGUGAUCAAGCUUGGCCUGGAGCACGACGUCUACACCUGCAACUCGCUCGUUGCGUUCUACGCCAAGCUUGGCCUCGUCGAGGACGCCGAGAGGGUGUUCGACGGAAUGCCGGUUAGGGACAUCGUCACGUGGAACACCAUGGUAGACGGAUAUGUGUCGAACGAGCUGGGGGCACUAGCACUGGCUUGCUUCCAGGAGAUGCAUGAUGUGCUAGAAGUUCAACAUGACAGUGUUGGAAUCAUAGCAGCACUGUCCGCUUGCUGCUUGGAAUUUUCAUUGAGGCAAGGGAAAGAGAUCCAUGGCUAUGUGAUCAGGCAUGCGAUGGAGCAGGAUGUCAAGGUGGGUACUUCACUUCUGGACAUGUACUGCAAAUGUGGCGAAGUUACUUCUGCUGAGAGUGUGUUUGCAACAGUGCCACUGAGGACCGUAGUGACAUGGAAUUGCAUGAUUGGAGGGUAUGCGCUGAAUGAACGGCCUGAAGAGGCAUUUGAUUGCUUCAUGCAAAUGAGGGCAGAGGGCCUCCAGGUUGAUGUUGUCACCGCUAUCAAUUUACUAGCUGCAUGUGCUCAAACUGAAAGCUCACUUUAUGGAAGGAGCGUUCAUGGUUAUGUAGUUCGGAGACAGUUUCUUCCUCAUGUGGUGCUUGAGACUGCUCUUCUUGAGAUGUAUGGCAAAGUUAGCAAAGUGGAAUCAUCCGAAAAGAUAUUUAGUCAGAUAACAAACAAAACUCUGAUCUCAUGGAACAAUAUGAUUGCUGCCUACAUGCACAAGGAGAUGUAUAGGGAAGCCAUUGCACUAUUCCUGGAGUUACUGAAUCAACUUCUCUAUCCUGAUUAUUUCACCAUGUCGACAGUAGUACCGGCAUUUGUCUUACUGGGAUCACUGAGGCAUUGCAGACAAAUGCACAGUUACAUUAUCAGGUUAGGUUAUGGUGACAACACUCUCAUUAUGAAUGCAGUUCUGCAUAUGUACGCAAGGAGUGGUGAUGUGGCGGCCUCGAGGGAGAUCUUUGACAAAAUGGUGUCCAGGGAUGUCAUCUCUUGGAACACAAUGAUCAUGGGGUAUGCAAUUCACGGCCAGGGAAAGACUGCACUGGAAAUGUUUGAUGAGAUGAAAUACAAUGGUCUGCAACCAAAUGAGAGUACCUUUGUCUCUGUGUUGACUGCUUGCAGCGUGUCAGGUUUGGUGGAUGAAGGCUGGAUGCACUUCAAUUUAAUGUUACAAGAGUAUGACAUGAUCCCACAGAUUGAGCACUAUGGCUGCAUGACUGAUCUUCUGGGUCGAGAAGGUGAUCUUAGAGAGAUGCUACAGUUUAUUGAAAGCAUGCCGAUAGAUCCAACAUCCAGGAUUUGGGGUUCCCUACUUACAGCAAGCAGGAACCAGAAUGAUAUAGAUGUUGCUGAGUAUGCAGCAGAGAGGAUCUACCAACUGGAACAUGACAACACAGGCUGCUAUAUUGUUCUAUCUUCGAUGUAUGCUGAUGUUGGUAGAUGGGAGGAUGUUGAGAGGGUGAGAUUACUGAUGAAGGAAAAGGGGUUGCAAAGAACAGAACCAAGAAGCCUUGUUGAGCUUUAUGGCAUAGCGUGUAGUUUUGCUAAUGGGGACAUGUCUCAUCCACAGAGCGAGACGAUUCAUGAAGUGUCUGAUAUUAUGUCAAGAAGGAUUGGAGAAAAAGAUGACACAAGGGAUCAGUCUUAUCCCGUCUCUUUCCCAUCAAGGAGAACGACAAUGCCUAAUAAGCACAGUGUUAGGCUAGCUGUUAUUGGCGGUUUGAUAUCAUCUGAGAUUGGAUCCCCUAUUCUUGUCAAGAAGAAUGUGCGUAUAUGCAAUCACUGUCAUAAUGCAUUGAAGUUGAUAUCAAAAUAUUCCAGACGGAGGAUUGUUGUCGGUGACACAAAGAUCUAUCACGAAUUCUCAGAUGGCUCUUGUUGCUGUGGUGACUACUGGUGAUGGAUAUCAUUGUUUGAAUUUAACGGACACCUUCAGUAACACCAGGGGAACGCCUGGGUGUAUCAGGUCUGUGAAAAUGCCUUCAUACAAUCACAGCUUACAUGAAACAUCGAGUAUUUGAGUCCAAAUGCUACAGCUGUAUCAAUUCAAUUUUCGGGGGCACAGAGACGAGAAAUCAAUUCCCAGGUAUGGUACUCUGCUAGCAGUGGCUCAAGGUGAAACGGUGAAUAUCCACACCGCACAGCAACCGGCGAUGAACCUUCUGUAACUGACAAUCACAUGAUGUACAAAGUUG
This is a messenger RNA of Oryza brachyantha (malo sina), 2754 nucleotides long. RefSeq names its product pentatricopeptide repeat-containing protein At4g35130, chloroplastic. Gene Ontology annotation, molecular function: RNA binding; zinc ion binding; protein binding. The coding region runs from base 96 to 2459 and encodes 787 amino acids. The record is from RefSeq and is a predicted model, not a curated record. Gene Ontology annotation, biological process: RNA modification. The transcript has a single exon. NCBI's taxonomy places the organism in Eukaryota, Viridiplantae, Streptophyta, Magnoliopsida, Poales, Poaceae.